This is a messenger RNA of Scomber japonicus (chub mackerel), 2092 nucleotides long. RefSeq names its product regulation of nuclear pre-mRNA domain-containing protein 1A-like. The record is from RefSeq and is a predicted model, not a curated record. Lineage: Eukaryota; Metazoa; Chordata; Actinopteri; Scombriformes; Scombridae. Gene Ontology annotation, cellular component: RNA polymerase II, holoenzyme. The coding region runs from base 226 to 1110 and encodes 294 amino acids. Gene Ontology annotation, biological process: mRNA 3'-end processing. The transcript has 7 exons. Gene Ontology annotation, molecular function: RNA polymerase II C-terminal domain binding.
CCUCUUGCAGGCUGCUGUUGGUUGACCGAAGCAACGCCAGCUAGCUAGCCCAGUCACCCUUUAACACCCCCCAUUAACAACCAGCCUUUGACAUAGAAAAGGUGGCGUAGGCUAUGUAAUUUGGAUGGAUACGUUGUGUGUAGUUACUGGCUAAUUAAUAACACAUCUGGGAGAACCUUAAAGCUGCCUCUCCCGGUGUCUCGUACUCUGACUAAUCUCGUCGAGAUGUCAGCUUUCUCCGAGGCGGCUCUAGAAAAGAAACUAUCCGAGCUUAGUAACUCUCAGCAAAGUGUGCAGACGUUGUCUCUCUGGCUCAUUCAUCAUAGAAAACACUCGAAGAGUAUUGUCAAUGUUUGGUUCAACGAAUUGAGAAAAGCUCAGGUGUCACGGAAGCUGACCUUCCUUUAUUUGGCCAAUGACGUCAUUCAGAACAGCAAGAGGAAAGGACCAGAGUUCACCCAGGACUUUGCACCGAUCAUCGUUGAUGCAUUCAAACAUGUGUACAGAGAGGGCGAGGAGGGCUGUAAGAAACAGUUGGGUCGGGUUUUGUCCAUCUGGCAGGAGAGAACCGUGUACGAGAACAACCUGUUGGACCAGCUCUCACAAGUCCUGUAUGGAGAAAAAAAGGCUAAGAAGAGGUCAUACGAGGAUACCCAACCAGAGGAUGAGGACUUUGCCUCUCAGAGCUCCCCAGCUGAACCCCCACAGACAGCAGAGUUAAUCCGAGCUCUACAAGAGCUUGAGAAUGCAGCCUCUGGCGAUUCAGUGCUGCGUCAGCGCAUCUCCUCCCUUCCUGCUGAGGUACAGGACACGUCACUGCUUCACAGGAUCACAGAUAAGGAGUCAGGGGAGCGGCUUUCCCGGCUGGUGGAGGAGGCCUGCAUGCUGCUUGCAGACUACAGUGGCCGCUUGGCGGCAGAGAUAGAUGAUAGGAGGCAGCUCACACGCACACUAACGGUCUUCCUGCAAAGCCAGAAGGAUGGCUUGGCCCAGAACGAGCAGAAACUUGAAGAGUACAAACACAAACUGGCGAAGGUGACCCAGGUCCGGAAGGAGCUGCGUUCCCGUUUGAACAAUCUUCCAGGAGGACGCUACAACUCAUCAAACUGACGUUUCGCCAUCUGACCAGAUACCCAACCUUCCUGCUACAGAAACAUCUCAACCUGUCUGUUAGAUAUUAGCCAUAGUACUUUUGUUCUUGAUUUUGCAAAGUGUCAGUGUCUCCCUGUAUGGCGUCCUGAAGUUCUCAUUCUGUCUUCAGCAGUUUAUUUAUCCACCUGGCUUUUAUUAACAGCAAUAUCAGCAGUAAACUGUAAAUUAAGAUUUAUACUCAUCAGACACAGGCCCUCCAUGCUUUGGGGCCUGUCCAUCUAACUUUCAUAGCUUUAAAGUGACAUGGAUGAUGCUGGUGUGAUAUUUUUGUAUUUAUACUGAUUUAAGAUAAUGCACCAGAGUAUAUCCCCUUACUGUGACAUUUCAUAAUAAUUUUCAGUAUUUUGAAUUGCUGUCACACCUUUCUUUUACCCUUUCUGUAAAUGCAUCUGUUCUGGUUUUGGUUAGAUAAUCGCAGCAGGUAUUGAAGCUGGAAUUGUCUGUUUUUCUGCAGUGUGAUAAUGGCCUUUGAAGAGAAUGAUAUACUAGUGAAAUCAUUAGGAAACCAGAUUCUGAAGUUGAGAAGUGAACUAUGUUCGUGAAAGCAAACCAACAUAUGUAAUUACAGUUUACAUAAAGCCCCCUGAAGAGAGGGAAGUGUGGAUCAUUGGUCAGUGUACAUAUUCAAAAUUGCAUGUAAAUAUGAUGGAGUUAUACCUGUAAGUCCUUAUUUGUAUCCAUGUCAACAUGGCUUAUGAAAAGAAAUUACUGAGGUAUCAGUAGACUGAUAUCUUUGUAGUUGCUCAGACCUUCAAUGUACUGAAAAUAAUUUGUAAAGGAGUCCGUUGUGAUCUUGUUUACUGGAUCAUACUGCUUCAUAAUUUUAUCCCAGUUUACUGAAUGCUGUGCAGAUGCCUUACACAGCUUGAGAAGUGCCCCAGUUUCCAAAAACAGCUGCUUGUUUUUUUGUACAUAGGAUGCAAAUUCUUCUUAGAACCAA